UGAGGAGUUAGGGACAGCUGGAAACUGAGGGGCAGAGGGCGGGGCUGGGGAAGGGACGCGCCAUGGCUCCCCCUACCCUCCCACGCACCCCCCUGCUACGUCAGAAGCUCCCGGACCAGCUCCGAGUCCUGUCGGUGGGGGCAGCAGGAUGCUGGUAGAAGCGGAGGGGGCCGGCCGGGUGCCUCCGCAGCUCGGCUGGCAGGGCCCAGCGCGGUGUGUGCGGCUGCUAGUGCGUGCACCCCCGCCCCACGCCUCCCCAUGCAUCCCUGGCAGUGCCUCCGGCGCUUUGCCCUGGCCUGGUGGGAGAGGACAGCCGAGGGCAGCGCCCGAUCUUCUAGGGAGGAAACUGGACCGAGAGAUCCGGGGGGCCGAAGGGAGCCAGGGCUCCAGCGUGCAGCGGGAGGGAAGCCUUCAGGACUCUGUUCCCUCUGUUUAAAGUCUCCAGAUCCGGAGCGGAGCAGCCCCCCCAUGCUGUCUGCGGAUGAUGCCGAGUACCCGCGCGAGUACCGGACCCUGGGGGGCGGGGGCAGCGGGGGCAGUGGGGGCCGGCGCUUCUCCAACGUGGGGCUGGUGCACACGUCGGAGCGCCGGCACACGGUGAUCGCCGCCCAGAGCCUGGAGGCGCUCAGUGGGCUCCAGAAGGUUGACGCCGAGCGCAAGCGCGAUGCCUUCAUGGACCAUCUGAAGAGCAAGUACCCCCAGCACGCUCUGGCCCUGAGGGGUCAGCAAGACAGGAUGCGAGAGCAGGUUGGCGGCUGGACCGUGGACCCCGUGUGCCUCCUCAGCUCCCUCUGCUCCCACCUCCAUGGCGACUCCGCCCCCUCCGGGGCUGGCCAGCCGGCCCAGCAGCCAAACUACUGGAGUUUCAAGACCCGCAGCUCACGCCACACUCAGGGAGCCCAGCCCGGGCUAGCAGACCAGGCGGCCAAGCUGUCCUACGCUUCAGCUGAGUCGCUGGAGACCAUGUCGGAAACUGAGCUGCCUCUGGGCUUCAGUAGGAUGAACCGCUUCCGACAGAGCCUGCCCCUCUCCCGUUCUGCCAGCCAGACCAAGCUGCGCUCUCCAGGGGUGCUGUUCCUGCAGUUCGGGGAGGAGACUCGGCGUGUGCACAUCACGCACGAGGUCAGCAGCCUGGACACGCUGCAUGCACUCAUCGCGCACAUGUUCCCGCAGAAGCUCACCAUGGGCAUGCUUAAGUCGCCCAACACCGCCAUCCUCAUCAAAGACGAGGCUCGCAACGUCUUCUACGAGCUGGAAGACGUCCGGGACAUCCAGGACCGCAGUAUUAUCAAGAUCUAUAGGAAGGAGCCACUCUACGCCGCUUUCCCUGGCUCACACCUUACCAACGGGGACCUCCGGAGAGAGAUGGUGUAUGCAUCGCGGGAGUCGUCGCCCACGCGGCGCCUCAAUAACCUGUCACCUGCGCCGCACCUGGCGUCGGGCUCGCCACCGCCGGGGCUGCCGUCCGGGCUGCCUUCGGGCUCGCCGUCGCGCUCACGCCUCUCUUACGCCGGGGGGCGUCCGCCCUCCUACGCCGGCAGCCCGGUGCACCACGGCACCGAGCGGCUGGGAGGCGCCCCCGCCGCCCAGGGCGUCAGCCCCAGCCCCAGCGCCAUCCUGGAGCGGCGCGACGUGAAGCCGGACGAGGACCUGGCGGGCAAGGCGGGCGGCAUGGUGCUGGUGAAGGGCGAAGGCCUCUACGCCGACCCCUACGGGCUGCUCCACGAGGGCCGUCUGAGUUUGGCGGCUGCCGCGGGCGACCCUUUCGCCUACCCGGGUGCCGGUGGCCUCUACAAGCGCGGCUCAGUGCGCUCGCUCAGCACCUACUCGGCCGCGGCGCUACAGUCCGACCUGGAGGAGUCCCUGUACAAGGCGGCGGGAGGCGGCCCGCUCUACGGCGACAGCUACGGCUUCCGCCUGCCGCCCUCGUCGCCUCAGAAGCUGGCAGACGUGGCGGCGCCCCCGGGAGGUCCCCCGCCACCCCACAGCCCCUACUCGGGACCACCCAGCCGUGGCUCGCCGGUGCGCCAGUCCUUCCGCAAAGACUCGGGUUCUUCCUCGGUCUUCGCAGAGAGCCCUGGAGGCAAGACCCGAAGCGCUGGUGGCUCCUCCACGGCUGGAGCCCCGCCUUCCGAGCUCUUCCCAGGGCCUGGAGAGCGCCCACUUGUUGGGUUCGGGCCGCCUGUGCCAGCCAAGGACACGGAGACCAGGGAGCGCAUGGAGGCCAUGGAGAAGCAGAUUGCCAGUCUCACAGGCCUGGUGCAGAGUGCCCUACUACGAGGCUCGGAGCCUGAGACGCCCAGUGAGAAGAUCGAAGGCUCCAAUGGAGCAGCCACCCCCUCAGCACCCUGUGGGUCAGGCGGCCGGAGCAGCGGGGCCACCCCAGUGUCCGGCCCUCCCCCACCCUCAGCCAGCAGCACCCCUGCGGGACAGCCCACUGCCAUCAGCCGUUUGCAGAUGCAGCUGCACCUGCGUGGCCUGCAGAACAGCACCAGUGACCUGCGCGGCCAGCUUCAGCAAUUGCGGAAGCUCCAGCUACAGAACCUGGAGUCUUUGCGCGCGCUGCUGAAGGGCACAGAAGCGGAGCUGAGCAUGCGCGUGUCAGAGGUGGCGCGGCGGCAUGAGGACCCGCUGCAGCGACAGCGCACCCUGGUGGAGGAGGAGCGGCUGCGCUACCUUAACGACGAGGAGCUCAUUACCCAGCAACUCAAUGACCUGGAGAAGUCAGUGGAGAAGAUCCAGAGGGAUGUGUCCCAUAACCACAGGCUGGUGCCGGGGCCUGAGCUGGAGGAGAAAGCGCUGGUGUUGAAGCAGCUUGGGGAGACGCUGACUGAGCUCAAGGCUCACUUCCCAGCGCUACAGAGCAAGAUGCGGGUAGUGCUUCGUGUGGAGGUGGAGGCAGUGAAGUUCCUGAAGGAGGAGCCACAGCGCCUGGAUGGGCUACUCAAACGCUGCCGCGGGGUCACAGACACGCUGGCUCAGAUCCGAAGGCAAGUGGACGAGGGGGGGUGGCCACCGCCCAACAACCUCCUGAAUCAGUCCCCCAAGAAGGUGACAGCCGAGACUGACUUCAAUAAGAGCUUGGACUUCGAAAUGCCACCCCCCAGCCCUCCGCUGAACCUCCAUGAGCUGAGUGGGCCAGCCGAGGGAGCUCCUGUUACCCCCAAGGGGGGCAACCCCACCAAAGGCCUGGAAACUCCUGGCAGCAAGAGAAGCGUGGACAAGGCUGUGUCUGUUGAGGCUGCCGAGCGAGACUGGGAGGAGAAGCGGGCAGCCCUGACUCAGUACAGUGCCAAGGACAUCAACCGGCUGCUGGAGGAGACACAGGCGGAGCUGCUGAAGGCCAUUCCUGACCUGGACUGUGCGAGCAAGGCCCACCCAGGCCCGGCCCCCACCCCUGACCACAAGCCCCCCAAGGUCCCCCAUGGCCAGAAGGCAGCCCCCCGAACGGAGCCCAGUGGGAGGAGGGGCUCAGAUGAGCUGACAGUGCCCCGAUACCGCACGGAGAAGCCCUCCAAGUCGCCCCCACCGCCCCCUCCCCGCCGGAGCUUCCCCUCCUCCCAUGGCCUGACCACCACACGCACCGGAGAGGUUGUGGUCACCAGCAAGAAGGACUCAGCUUUCAUCAAGAAGGCCGAGUCUGAGGAGCUGGAGGUACAGAAGCCCCAAGUGAAGCUGCGCCGGACUGUGUCCGAGGUGGCUCGCCCGGCCUCCACACCGCCCAUCAUGGCCUCUGCCAUCAAGGACGAGGACGAUGAGGACCGCAUCAUCGCAGAACUGGAGGUGUUUGAGAGAAGCUCAGUGUCUUCCCUCCCCCCCACGCCCUGCCGCCAGCUGAUUCCCACCUUGCAGUCCCCCCAGGACUUGGGGUUCCCCGGGGGCUCAGGCCCAGGCCCCACAUGGAAGAGUGGUGGUGGCAGUGUGCCACCCAUGAAGGUGGUGACUCCAGGAGCCUCCAGGCUGAAGGCAGCCCAGAGCCAGGCAGGCAGCCCCGACAAAGGCAAGCACGGCAAGCAGAGGGCCGAGUACAUGAGGAUCCAGGCCCAGCAGCAGGCCACUAAACCAUCUAAAGAGAUGAGCGGGUCAAAUGAGACCUCAAGCCCAGUCUCAGAAAAGCCCUCAGCUUCCAGAACCUCUAUCCCCGUAUUGACUUCGUUUGGGGCGAGGAAUUCUUCCAUCUCCUUCUAGAAGCCCCCAGACACCUCCAGCCCAGCCUAUCCCCCCCCUUCCCUUACCCCAGCCAUUUCUCUGCCUACUCUUCCCUUCAUCUCCACCCCACCGCACCCCAUUCUCCAGACCCUCUGAAGGGUUGCCAAAGAUGUGGCCCUCCUCAGUUCUCUAUACCCAUCCUCUGUUGGUGUUUUUGGUUUUUUUAAAUGAUUCACUUUCAAUUAUCUUUUGUGUUGUUUUUUGUGUGUUUUUACAAAACAGUAAAACUAAGAACCAAAAUACACCAUCUUCCUUUGAUUUCCUAUUCUGAAAUGGCCCUCUUCCUGUCAUGGUCCCUCCCUUUUCUCUUUUCCCACUCUUCCUCCCAAGUCCAUCUUUCAGUUCCUGUACCCUACCUUCCCUUCCUGCCUUCCCCGGGACUUCCCAAAAGCACUCCAAACAAACUCUGAGCCAUGGAGACUUGGAGCAGCGAGACAUCCCCUCUCCACGUCAUUGAAACCUUCCUGGAGGAAAACCUGGACAUUGGACCAACUCCAAUAUCAGGCUGGAAAAUGGGAUGCAGGGAGACCCCGGCCCUGGAGGCACGCCCUCCUGUCCAACCUUGGGAUGUGUCUGAACUCUGCUCUCUGCUCUCUCCUACGCGCCCUGGUGGGCCUGAGUCAAGAUGGAUGGGCAGGAGAGGGAGGCCAGAGUUUGAGGGGCCUGGGGGGGAUGGUGUGUGUGAGUUCCUUGAAUCUGUGUGUCCUUGGAGGGGAGUUGACUUCCUGGGACUCCCUUCUUCCUGUGGUGAGGAGCCACCUGGCCUGUGCCAACGGGAGGAAGGGGCCCUUUCGGACUGCUGGCUGUGGAUGGUGGGUUGGGCAGACAGCCUAAUACUGGGGACACUGCCUUGGGAGAGGGCAGCCAGAGGAGGGAUAUUUGGUACUUUUAGUUCCCUAAUUUAGCACUUUAAAUGAUAUUAACUUAUUUAAUGGGGGUGGGUGGGCAAGAAUGAAGGGCCUAGAUGAUUAGAUUUUGAGGCCUGGAGGGUGGGAAGGGUCUUGUGAGGGAAAUGGGGUAAUACAGAGGGGGUGGAUGGGGGCAGUUCUGAGUCCAGAAGUGGGUGACUUAACCUUCAGCCAUCCUCUUUGAGAUUUGAGGGUUUUCCGGGGAGGGGUGACCCCUGGUGAGAUGCUUGAGGGUCCCUGAGGUCUGACCAGCCAGUCAGGGCCCCCAACCUGUGAAUGGCUGGCUGCCUUGCAGUGAGGCUUUUGGCUGGGGGUCCUGAGAUGGGGAGGGAGACCAAUUUUGGUUCUCAGCUCUGGCCCCCCGGAGGGCAGAGCGAGGGGCCAGCAGGGAGAUUAUGUGGGUGGGGGAGGAGGAGGAGAUGGAGCAGGGUCCCCAGGGAGCAGGAUUCCUAUUUGGAGCACAAAGUCGAGUAAGCACAGGGGACAGGGGUUUGGGUUUAGUCUCCCCAGUAAGCACAGAAAGAAGGAGCCAUUGAAGGGGCAGCACCUCAUAGACCCUGGGGCCUGGCAGGAAGGUCCUCGCUCUUAGGAGAGCCUGGGGGAGCUAUUGAGGGUUGGAGAGGGAGGGGAAAUUGGGUUGUGUUUCUUCAUUUCUUUCUCUUUUUUUGUUUUGUUUUUGUUAGUUCAUCCUUGUUUUCUAGCUUUGGAUCAUUUUUGUACAAAGGCAAGUAAGCCUUUUUGAAAAAGAACAAAAGAAGAGGGAAAAAAAAUCCCUCCCGAAAAAAAAAAAAACCCUGGAAAAUAGAAAAAAAAAAAGGACCUCAUAAAUGAUGCAAUUACUUUUAAUUGCAGGCAACUCUUUACAUUUAAGUGAAGUGUCUUAACAUUUUAUAUUGUUUUAAAAAUAUAUUUACAUAUUAUAUAUAUAUAAUAUACGUAAUAUAAAUAUAUAUAAAUAUUAAAAAAAAAAAAACCCACAGCACUCUCUCCCUGGCCGCUGUUUUGGCGGGGGAGGGGGGCUGGAGGAUGGAUACAUCAGCCUGGCUUCUGUGGUCCAGUGACUUGGUUUGGUUUGAUUUGGCUGUACAGAGACCCCUGACUUGGGAGGGUUGGGGGGAGUGGUGCCCCCUCCUCCCUCCACUCCAUUACUCUUUGCUUGCUACUUUUCACUUGCUCCCACCUCCCACCCUCGGCCCUGUGACCCGAAUGUGUGCCCCACCGUCAUUGUCCUAAGUUGAAUGUCCCUUUGUAGGGGGAGGUGGGGGAAGUGUCCAUCCGUGAGGGGCAGAUGGAGGGAGCCCUGGGCCCCACCCCACCCACUCACGUGGAGCCCAGUGGGCUUUGCAUCUUUCUUUCACUUUGGUUCCUGCACAUUUCGGGCUGAGAGGCAUUUGCAUGGAGUUGUAUGCAGCCUGUGUGUGUGCACUGGCGCAAGUCCACUGUGUAUGGAGAGAAGCAUGUGUGUGUACAGGUGUGACCUACCACACGUGUGCAGGGAGGCAUGCGCGCCUAGGUGCAUGUAACCUGCUUGGGCAUCAGCACGUGCCCACCUGUACAUUGGGUUCGAAGAGCUUUGCUUUGCGUGUGAGAAUGUGUGUAAUGUGUGUGUGCAGACAUGCGUAGCUGCAAGAGACUUGUAGGUAUAUGGGCCACAUAUGUGGAUGGGUGUACAUGGAGGUGUGUGUGACCUGUGUAUAUGUGCACGUGGGUGUAGACCCAGGCGUGUGGGAGUGCCUGUGAGUGUUCCAUCGUCCCUGCACCACCUGCUCCAGCUGCCCUCCCAAGCCCCCAUCCCCACGGUCCUCUCAAAGCCCACAGCACGUCAAUGCCCCCCCCCAGAUGCAUGCGCUUCGCUGCUCUGUCCAUCAGUGUGUGCUUGACCAAGAGAAAACUAAGUUGUCUGGGGGGGUCCCUGUACCUGGCCCCCCCAGCCCCUGCUCACUGUGCUGUGUUACUCGCAUGGGGCCUUUCUCUCCCGCCCCUUCCACUAUAUGCUGUUUCCCCGGGAGCCUCAGGCCCGAGGCUCUGAGAGGGGUCCCAGGCGGGGCUCCGCACCCCGCACCCCACCCUGUAGGGCUCGUGUUGGUGUAGCAGUGAUGGCUUCUGUGGAUAUUCUGUGACCUCUGUCAGUGUAACUUGACAAUUUCUAAAUGGAAAAGGGUUGCUGUGUUCUCUCUGUCUCUCUCUUUUUUAAUGUCCUUUUUCUUCUCCCUACUUCGCCUCUCUCUUUCCUUUUCGGUUUUUCUAGCCGAGUGUUUGGGGCUUAAAUAAAACUUGUUUCUUUUUCCUCUCCUGGA
This is a messenger RNA of Rhinolophus ferrumequinum (greater horseshoe bat), 7414 nucleotides long. RefSeq names its product SRC kinase signaling inhibitor 1 (gene SRCIN1). Gene Ontology annotation, cellular component: postsynaptic density; actin cytoskeleton; cytoplasm. Gene Ontology annotation, biological process: regulation of dendritic spine morphogenesis. The record is from RefSeq and is a predicted model, not a curated record. The transcript is spliced from 22 exons. Lineage: Eukaryota; Metazoa; Chordata; Mammalia; Chiroptera; Rhinolophidae. Bases 259 to 4188 code for a protein of 1309 amino acids.